AUGGCCGACGACACACCCAGACGUUCAGAUGGCCACUCCCAAUCCAAACGUCGACCAGGUAAAAAAUUCAAACAAAUUUCAUGGCUAAUUCCUGCUCAGAUAUGUAUAGAAGUGUUCAAUGUGUGUUAUGGAAGUUGAAUUUUGCAAAAGUAAACUAAUGUGAUGAGUUGAUAUGCUGCUAAACUUGAUGUACACAUAUGUGGACAGAGGAACUUAUUUUUGUUGGUUUUGUUGAACAUGGCCACAAAUGUGGACAGAGGAAGUUUGUUUCGAAUUUGUAUUUUGGAAUAAUUUUGUUAGAAAACAUUCGUUUUAAACAGUACAAACAGAUAUAGCAUGUUUUAUAAAUAAAUCUAUGGAGAUUUGUUUUGGUUUGAAACAAAAUGUUUCUUUUUCUAGUGAGUUAUUCUCUGGAAAAAGCAAUGGAAAUGCUGGGGUUAAUCGGUGGAGACAACUCAGAGGUGGAAGAUUUAUCAGACAUUGAUGAUCCUGUGGGAGAUGCUGAGUAUAAACCUCCACCAAGCAGCAGUGAGGAAGACAGUAGUGGGUGUGAGGACACCAUUCCACAGCCCUGUCAGCCUAUCAGGGGAUGUAAACGUGUCCGUGAUGAAUAUGAAGGAUAUCGGUCAGAUCGUGACAUUGCCAGAUCACGCACCCCCAGGAGUCGCUCUCAGACACAGCAGGAUGAGGCUAGUACUGGACUUUGAGAUUUAUCAAGGUGCAGAUGGACUCCUUGAACAAGUUGAAGAACCAGGGAAUCUGGGUUUGAGAGGCUUGGUGAUCAAUCGUCUGUCUCAGACUCUGCAUCCUAAUACAAAGGUGUACUGUGAUUGAUUCUUCACAUCAGUCCAGGCUGUGGAACACAUGAUGAAGAAGCAGAUGUAUGUAACUGGUACAGUUAUGAAGAAUCGAGUUGCUGCAGCAGUGCAGUGGUUACCAACUGACAAAACAAUGAAAAAAGACAGAAGAGGCACCUCAGCACAAGUUACCACUGAGGAUGAAAAAAUUUGUGUUGUCAAGUGGUUUGACAAUAAACCAGUGCUGAUGAUGUCUACUGUUCAUGCUCAAGAGCCAGAAGACACUUGCCAGAGAUGGGACAAGAAACUGAAACGAUAUGUGACCAUUUCCCAACCAUGUGUUAUCCGUGAAUACAACUCCAAGAUGGGUGGAGUUGACCUUGUUGAUAGAAUGAUGAGUUACUAUCGCAUGAGUGGCCGUACAAAGAAAUGGACACUGCGACUGCUGAUGCACUUUACGGAUCUAGCUUUAGCCAACAGCUGGCUACUGUACCGCAAAGACCUCACUGUGAAUGGCACACCAAAGAAGAACAUCAUGCAGUUCCUUGAAUUCCGUAUGGAAGUGGCCAUGACCUUCUUGGCUCAGCGUGACAAUGACAGCUCUGACUUUUCAGAGCAGGAAGAUGACCCAGACAUUUUAGUCUCAGGGAAAAAGCGUCCAGUGCAGGCAGUGCCCCACAUCUCAGUCCGCAGGAAGGCUAAUGCACAUCUGCCAGAAGUGGUACACUCGAAGAACGCAUCACGAUGCAGAGCAAAAGGAUGCUCAGGGAAAAGUGGAGUGCAGUGUGUUACAUGCAAGGUGUUCCUCUGCUUACAAGGCAGAUCGCAACUGUUACACAGUCUUUCACACACAGGUGUAAACAUUUUCCUCAGGGGAAAAAAUGGAGAAGCACUUUCGGUGUGCAAGUGAGAUGUUUCAUGUUUCAUGCCAUGUUCAGGUAUUGAAAUGAACAGUUCAGGGGCCUCAUUUAUAAAACCUGGCGUAGGAUCCAUACUAAAAGUGUACGUAAGUCGAAAAGCUGAAAAGUGCGUAGGCCCAAAAAAAGUCUGAUUUAUAAAACCCUGCCUACGCACACCUGCAGGCACUUUCCCUUUAUAAAUCACAGACCAGCCGGAAAGUUGCGCAGCAGGGAUUUGAUUCAUUCCCCGCACCCAAAAUUCACCAUGUAUGGUCAUGCAAAGUACCUCAUGAAUGUGAUUUGCGUACAAAUAAGCCUGAUGGAUCCACAGCAUUUCACGAUUAAUCAUGGCAAAUCGAAGAAAGAGAAACUUUUCAGAGAUGGAGGUGGAGGCCCUAGUAGAUGGUGGCGGCGAGACGGGACACCUUAUUCGGCGGCCAUUCGAGUGGCAUCACUAAUAAGAGAAAGGCCACCUAAUGGCACGCCGUUGCUGUGGCGGUUAGUGUAGCUGGCACUGAGCGCAGCGUUGGUGAAAUUAAGAAGAAGUGGUCGGAUCUGAAGAUUGAGGCAAAGAAAAAAGUGGCUUUGCACCGUUGGAGCGUGGCGGCAACAGGUGAGGAUCAGAAAACAGAAGCACGUGUGACACUCAUGCAUGUGUUCCAAAAAAAACUGCUCCGUUAUCCACCGCUGCUUAUGUGGUGAAAGUUCGUAAACCAAAAAGAUUUAGUCGAAAUAUUUAACCUGGAAACUAUUUGUUACAUUUCAAAUUAAAUGCUUAAUCCUGAAAUAAAAAUGUUGAAUGAGAAGUAACUUCUGAAUCAUGCUCGCAAGGUUCCUUUUCUGUGAUGUCGCCAGCACCUUUCAACUUUUGACUGAGCAGAAGUCUACAAAUUUUACACACAGGUGGCGGCCAAACCACAGAGGAACCAACACCACUUCACUGCAAAAUUGCCUCCAUUAUUGGAAGUGCCGGUGUGUGUGGCAUUGUGUCGGAGAGGGAGGGGGACACAGAUUUUGCAAAGACUGAGGAGAGUGGUAAGUUACAAUUUUACCCGUUUAUUGAAUCAAAUGUUUGUACAGACACGUGGCAAGAAAUGAUGUGCAUUGUGUCCUCAGUCACUUUGCAGUUGGAAGCAGUGGGAGAGGAGGUGGAGGAAGAGGAGGUGCGUCCCAGCGCGUCUGGCACACAGGCUGCAGGCCCGUCUUUCCCCAGCACGCCCAGCGGAUCCAGAGUGCGCGGAGGCGGCCAGGUUCUCACAGAGACAGUCCUGCAGACACAGAGGGACACGAUCGGGGCCAUCAGAGAAGUGAGGGAGGAACUGGCACAAAUACGCACAGUCUUGCAGAACAUGUGUGACAUAAUGUCGACGGCAACGGACCCAAUAAAAGAGUUGUUGAAAAAGUAA
This is a messenger RNA of Xyrichtys novacula (pearly razorfish), 3102 nucleotides long. The record is from the annotation of a GenBank genome assembly. Lineage: Eukaryota; Metazoa; Chordata; Actinopteri; Labriformes; Labridae.